Molecule: messenger RNA, 2501 nt
Organism: Cyprinus carpio (common carp)
Lineage: Eukaryota; Metazoa; Chordata; Actinopteri; Cypriniformes; Cyprinidae
Gene: afap1l1b
Product: actin filament associated protein 1-like 1b
Exons: 19
Coding region: 309-2486 (725 amino acids)
Cellular component (GO): cytosol
Molecular function (GO): SH3 domain binding
Source: RefSeq, a predicted model, not a curated record
UGGAGGUUAAAAUGGGCUAGGGUAUUUCUUCUAAUCUAAAAGUUGGAUGUGUCCAGUUAAGCAACACCACAGGAAAUCCUGCGUUCCUCGCACCCCCGAUGCGAUGAUAUGUGCAGUUAGGAAGACGCGUUUAUUGCCCGACGAGCACUAGGACCCGGAUGAGUAGAGAUUUGGCCUGGUGUGCACGCGCCUCUGUCAAAAGUGUAGUGUUGGCCACACGCGCGCGCUGCACAAGAUGCUGGUGUGCAUUACAGUGAGGGGCUGCUGAAGUCUGUUACGGAGUACUCAAGAAAAUUAUUCUCUUCGACAUGGAGAUCACAGAUUCCACUUGUGUGGAGCACCUGGUGAAGGAGCUGAGUUUGCUUCUCAAGCUGCUGGAGAACGAGAGCGUGAGUUCAGCCACGGCAGAGAAGAUGAGUGUGGUCAGAAACUUGGUCAAACAGCUGCAACCAUCCGUGAAUGGAUCUGACUUUAUAUACAUGAACACGUCUCUCUAUGGAAAUGGUACUAGCUUUGUUGAAUCAUUGUUUGAAGAAUUUGACUGUGACCUGCAGGAUCUCAGGGACUCGCCUGAAGAGAUGAAAGAUGUGGAGCAAGAGGACACUUCCAAGCACCCACCCACAAAAUCAAGUCCCACAGACACACCCCCUCCCCUCCCUACCACACCUCCUCCUGAUGAUUACUAUGAAGAAGCUGUCCCGCUCGGACCAGGCACAACACCCCAGUAUAUAACUACUCGCAACAACUCAAGCCCUCCAAACUCAAUAGAGGAUGCUUAUUAUGAAGAUGCUGACAACAAUUACCCAACAACUCGUCUGAACGGGGCCAGCAAAAACUCCUACAAUGAUUCAGAUGCACCCAGCAGUUCUUAUGAAUCCUAUGAUGAAGAGGAUGAGGAAGCUAAAAGCAGAGAGAGGACACACCAAUGGCCUUCAGAGGAGAGUCCAGUCGGUCAAAUGAAAGACUGCCGCAAAUGCGCAUUCCUGCUUCGCAAGAAACGCUUCGGUCAAUGGGCUAAGCAGCUAACAAUCAUUCGUGAGAACAGACUUCAGUGCUUCAAGAAUCCCAAAGAUCGCUCUCCACACGUUGACCUCCCCCUAAAUCUAUGCAAUGUCAUCUAUGUGCCUAAAGAUGGACGUCGCAAGAAGCAUGAGCUUCGUUUCUCCAUGCUGGGAGGAGAGGUGCUAGUGCUGGCUGUACAGAGCAAAGAACAGGCCGAGAGCUGGCUCAAGGUCAUUCAGGAAGUAAGUAACCUGGCAAACAGCAUUAAUGGAAAAGAGAGUUCUUCCUCUCCGAUGAUACUAAGAAAACUAGAGCUGGAUAAGAUGAUGGGACCAGAUAAACAUACUUCUGAUUCUGAUAGCGCAGCCAAUGGAGACGUUACCCGUGAGAUCUGUGAGAACGGGAAGGGCAAAAAAGGGACAUUCUCUGAGCUGACUGGAUCUAUGAGUCGAGCCGCUGGCAGGAAAAUCAACCGCAUCAUCAGUUUCUCCAAGAAGAAGCUGCCCUUGCCGGGCGAAACCAACACGCUUUCCCACCUGGAUGACAAUCCCCGUUGUGGUUACUUGAAUGUCCUGGUCAACCAGUGUUGGAAGGAGCGCUGGUGUUGUGUGAGAAAUGGGACUCUGUAUCUCCAUAAGGACAGAGGGGACAUUCACACCCAUGUUAGUGCAUUAGCCCUCCAUGGUGUAGAAGUCUUACCUGGACUUGGACCCAAACAUCCUUUUGCCUUCCGCAUCAUGCAAGCGAGCAAAGAAGUGGCCGCCCUGGAGGCGAGCUGUUCUGUGGAGAUGGGCCGCUGGCUGGGGGUGUUGUUGGCUGAAGCAGGCAGCACUACCACCCCUGAGGCAUUGCAUUAUGACUAUGUGGAUGUGGACACCAUCAGCAGCAUCCGGAGCGCAGCACGACACUCUUUUCUCAUUUUGGUACUGAAGCGUUAUUCCUCUAUGUCCAGUGUGGAUACAGACAAGGGUGACACACAGGUCACAGUGAAGCGACACGGUUCAUCUGUGAAUCACUACGGUAAAUAUGGAAAGACGAGGGCAGAAGAAGAUGCACGACGGUAUCUCAAUGAGAAAGAGCAGCUUGAGAAAGAAAAAGAAGUGAUCAAGAAGAACCUGUUGUCACUGCGCUCAGAAAAGAGGGUGGUGAAGGAAGAGCUGAAGAAGGCGACUGAUAAACAGCAGAAAGCCAUGGAGCAGCAUCUGGCUCAGCUGGAGGAAAGCUGCCGUCAGAAGGAAGCUGAGCGAGUGGACCUGGAGCUGCGACUUAUGGAGGUGAAGGAGAAACUGAAGAAGUCUCUGACUGGAGGAAUGCUGGGGGCGCCUGUGGACUGGAGGGAUGCUAAGGAAGAUAUUUACAAUGGUGCCACUGUGCCGGUCAAUUGUGCAUCUGAAAUAAAGAAACGCCCCCCAUCCAUAUAUGCAUCCACCAAAGGAAAUGUCAUGCAGAAAGCCAAGGUAUACAGUUGCAUAAAUAUCCAAUGAAACACACAUGGUGAU